Messenger RNA from Aspergillus costaricaensis CBS 115574, 3669 nucleotides. RefSeq lists its product as uncharacterized. The transcript has 2 exons. The record is from RefSeq and is a predicted model, not a curated record. NCBI's taxonomy places the organism in Eukaryota, Fungi, Ascomycota, Eurotiomycetes, Eurotiales, Aspergillaceae. The coding region runs from base 1 to 3669 and encodes 1222 amino acids.
AUGCAGCACACCAAAGGACUCGAGUCUCACGAGCUGGGACGAACGAUCUCGCGUUCGCGCAGCACCAGCAUGUCCAGCGACUCGCAACUCUCCCGUUCCCAUUUUCUCGCUCCCCCACCAGUGAUCCCCGCGCCCUCGUAUAUCGCCUCGUCUGCGGCCGCUCAAAUUAUUACUGCGGACCAAGAGUUCAACGCCGCCGACUUUGUGGCCGACGAUGAAGGCCACGAGUCCAGUGCGAGUGCGCUUGUCACUCGUGAAGCCCUCUCUUCUCUCAAUGCAUUCCUCGACAACAUUCUCUUCAACAUCCUGGCCGCGGCCAAGUCCACUCAAUUGGUCAAGAUUCGUCCCGCCGUUGCCGAAGUGUUAAAGCCUCGACUUGCCAAGGAGAUGGUGUCGGCAGCUGAUGACGAGUUAAGUGAAUACCUGGGUGGACCGGAAGACGAGCAGCUGGAAUUUCGUAGCGGCCAAACCUCAAUUGGUGAAUUCGACCUUGUGCGUUCCUGGAAGCUGACCCGUCUGCGGUGUAUGGUCUACACGCGGCUGGGAGACAUGGAAGAAGAUGAUGAAGAGGAAUACAUCAACCAGGAAAUCAUAGGCGAAGAUGGAGGCGGCCUCCGCAGGCUCGCCAGCCAUGUCGGUCACAUCACGCCUGCUGCCUCAAUCUUUCUUACCUCCAUCAUUGAACACAUGGGUGAGCAAGCCCUAAUCAUUGCGGGCGAGAUAGCUCGGUCUAGACUAUCAGCAAACCUUGAGGAUGAAGACGAUAUGACGGAGACGGGCGCAAACCGCGCAAGCAUGGACCGACUGGUCGUGGAAGACCACGACAUGGAGAGGCUGGCGUUGAACCCCACUCUGGGAAGGCUCUGGCGGACUUGGAGGAAGCGUAUGCGAGGAAACAACUUGUCGCGAGCGGUGUCAAGGGAAUCUCUCGUGAAUCGCCAGAGCUUCGUUUUCGGGCCCAGCAGUAGGAAGAGCAGUGCGAUCACAAUCGAUGAGAUCUCGCCGCGUACCGCAUCAUCGCGGUCUGUGAAUGAGCCGCUUCCGGAGAGCCAGGACGAAGUUGACCCGGCCUCCGUCCCACUGCCGAUGAGUGAGCAUGAUGUCCAGGAGAUUGAAACCGCAGGCUUCCUCCCGGAGCUCGACACUAGCGACAUCCAGACGAUGCAAGCCGUUGUAGCCCAUAAGGUUCGACCCCACAGCCUUAUGGUGCUGACGCUACCCUCACCAAGAUCGCCCUCAUCGAGCGGGAACUCCCCUAUCACGCCAAGAUUAGUUAACAUUAAAUCCCCGCGCCAUGCUCGGUCAAGGUCUUUGCCCAAUGCUGCUCCUACGGAUGAACAACCAUCCGAAGUUGAGCAGCCCGCCGAGCGCACGUCGCCUACUCCAUCAGAGGAGCGAAGGCGCCUGGAGACGAUGUACGAGCAUGACGAGGAUGACGAGCGGCACGGUGGAGCGGCAACUAAAUCAGAGACCGCCGAACAAAAUGAACCGGUGGUUCCUAGCGCUGCACAGGGGGCCGCCGCGACCCCGUCCACAUCGGUCGCAUCGGUCGUAGCAUCGAGUGACGCUAGUAGUACCCCAGUGUCGUCACCUUCUCUGACCGACCGUGGGAUCCAAGAAACCGACGAGGUUGAGAAUCAUGAGACAGACGAAAAAGCUCAAGUGGCCUCUGAGGUAGAAAUUGCUCCUGGGCCUGUCGCGCCACAAACGCAGGGGGUCGUCGACUCCACCCCGGCACAACCCGUCGCCGCCGAUCAGGAUGCGUCCAAGGCUGCUGAUUGUGACCAGUCUACUCCCGACGACUUAACCCCUCCAACUGUUCCAUCUUCUGCGGACGACAUCGCCGUAGAGAAAGCAUCUCGGCCUGUUUCAACUUCUGGAGAGAGCGCAAUUUCGGAAUCCUCGCGAUCAUUGCCUGGCAAACGCGGCUCGUUCGUACCCGGGGUUCAGCAUCAGUACGGGCGCUCGAGCCCAGGGAUAGCCUCCGUCAGCUCCGGCGUCGAACGCGCCGCAGUCCAGCGAUUGCCGGCACGACCAUCCACCUCAGUGGCGUCUUCUGUCUAUUCCAAGUCUCGUCGCUCAGGCAGUUUCAGCAGCAGCCGUGAGAAGCGUCCUGUCACUGCAGGUUCUACGACUUCUCAGGUAUCGAGCAAGUUGAAGGGUCUUAUCGGUCGCCCUGCAGAUACUGGCUCGCUUCGUCUCCGUACCUCGUCUGAGGUCAGCAGGGUCUCGACAAGGGAGUCGGCUUACGACGAUACGUCCGGCCUGGACGAGUUGAUCCGCAGCGAGGAAACAAUCCAUUUCACCUUGACUCCCAAGAGCAUGAGGGAAAUGGAGUUGCCGGAUUCACCUAGAUGGCGUGCUCAGCAAGCAGGUACUGAUCCGACCGACCUGCCGAAAAGCGUUGAACCGACCCCAGAUGACAUGUCUCGGUCGAGACACUCAACUGCAUCAUCGAAAAGCACGGUGGACCUUCCACCAGUACCCAAGUACAUCCAGUCGAAACCCAAAUCCAUCGAAAUUCCCGCCAUGGUCCAACAGCAGAAACCGGCUGCCGGACAGGCUCGGGAUGCGAAGCACAGCAUGGAAUCGACCCGUGAUUUUGCAAACUUUUUGAAGUCCACCGGGCCGAAUACUCCUACCACUCCUGCAACGGUUGAUGGUAGCCCUGCCAAGUCGUCGCGCCUGCGUCGGUUGUCUGAUGCCACUGAGAUUUCGAAGAAGCUGUCCCGGCCUGCGAGUAGCACCGUUUCUGUUGCAGCCUCUGCCCGUAGCGGUCCCCGCAUGGAAGCCCGUUCUGCUGUGGUUCCCCGGGGCGAUCAGUCGUCCGACUUGAUCGAUUUCAUUCGGGAAGGCCCACCAACGGCUGGGGCUCAUCGUAUUCCGCGUACUGUUGCGCCUUUCAGGGAUACCAUGGACUCGGACGAGCUCCAGGCUAUUGAGCCAGGUCGCACAAAGGGUGCCCCCUCCGUGGCUAGCACGCAAUCGGUAGCUGAGACGUCUCUGGUCUCCGUGGGCUCUCGCACAGGGCUUCUGGAAUCUACUAGUCGGACAAGCACUCCGACUGUCAUGGCCAAGGAAACGAAGACGACAUUUGCCGCUCCUGUGAGCGUAUCCGAUGACCACCGUCCGCCACGGACACGACGCCGUGUACCGGACCCUUACGCUAUUGACUUGGACGAUGACGACGAGCUUGAUGAGCUUCUUGAAGAUCCAAAGCCCAAACGUGAUGAGGAGAGUCUGAUCGACUUCCUGCGCAAUGUUCCCCCGCCAGAGCCCACUCCGCCACAACAGCCUUUGGCGGCCAAUGCAAACUCUCGGCGGGGCUCAGCAUCAGUGAAGGCUCGUCUGCGUCGGAACACCGCAUCCGAGAAGACACUUAUGGCGAAACCCUCCAAGACCUCUCUGCGUCAACAGCCCGAUAACUACAUGGGAGGCGCUUCGAACUAUACUGUCAAGGUCGGCAUGGAGCGCAAUGCGGGAGCCAUGAAUGGCGCCUAUGACCUCAAGACUCCCUCGGUGCGACAGACCGAGACCAGCGCACUGGCAGAUUUCCUCAAGAACACUGGACCUCCUGAGCCUCCCGUCAGCAAGGCUCCUGCUGCUACCAAGUCUAAGGAUUCGGGAUUCUCGCGACUCUUUGUUCGCCGCAAGAAGGUCGAGGCAUGA